UUUUCUUUUUUUUUUUUUUCUUUUUUUUUCCCUCCAGUGCAGGGCUGGGAAAUUCCUGGCUGGGAAUUUUGGGAGAGGAGCAUCAGGGAAGCCAAGGGCAAUAAAGGAUGCAUCGAUCUAUACAUUUACAGGCAAUAGAUAUUUACCCGACAGGGACUCGCCUUUUCCUAUUAGUUUCCCCCUCUUCCUUGGCUGUCUCAAGCUCUCCUUACCUGCCCAACACACCUGUGGCAGGUGGGAGAUGUCCCACAGGAGACAUUCCCGCCUUUUCCCCCCAAAAUGAGCAGCGAGAUGAGAAAAUUUUUGACCGUUUGGGAAGGGGGAUGAAAAGUUCGGCUCCUUCCCCAGCCUGGCUGAGGCUCUGGAAGGAGGGACGAGGAUCCUGGAGAGGGUUAAAGACCCCAGGGAGAAGCUCCGGGCCCGGGGACAGGUGGAGGGAGGUGCUGGAAACGCGAUCCCGGCGCUGGGCAGGGAAAAGAGCUUUGGCACGGAGGAGAGGAGCAGAGCCCGAGCGCCCGGGGAGGAGGAGGAGGAGGAGGAGGAGGAGGAGGAGGAGGGGAAGGCCUCGGUGGGUGCCCAGGAUAGACGCAAUGGGGGAGGGGAAAGAAUGGUAAGUGAGACGGGAGGGGGGUGGCGGUGACAGAGGGGACAAAUGGGGCACCCGAGGGCCGGCGGGGGAGCGGAGCUCGGGCCGUGCCGCGAUGUCCGAGGCGGCCGCGGCCGCCGCGGGUUUGCACCGCCGGAGCUCGGCGGAGCGGCCGCCGCGGACCCCGUCCCGCUGGGACCCCGCGGCCACCCGGCUGGCAGCGCAGCUCGCCCCCUCUAGACCCGUCCCGGCGCAAAACCCGGGGCGGUUCGGGCGCUUUGGGAGGACGCCCCUGUCCGACGCCUCCGCUCCGAGGAGAGAGGCCAUGGCAGCCGUGUUCCUGCCCGGAAACCUCCAGGACGAGGCCACCUGCUCCGUGUGCCUGGAGUUCUUCAAGGACCCCGUGUCCAUCGAGUGCGGGCACAACUUCUGCCGGGCGUGCAUCGUCAAGAGCUGGCGGGAGCUGGAGAUGGAUUUCCCGUGCCCGCAGUGCCGGGAGGUUUUCCAGCAGCGGAGUUUCCGUCCCAACCGGCAGCUGGCGAACAUGUCCGAGAUCAUCAGCCAGUUCGCGCUGCGCGGGGCCAAGGGCGCCGAGGAGGACGGGCUCUGCCCCCGGCACCGCGAGGCGCUCAAGCUCUACUGCAAGGACGACCGCAGGAGCAUCUGCGUGGUGUGCGACAGGUCCCGGGAGCACCGGCCGCACGCCGUGGUGCCCGUGGACGAGGCUUCCGACGAGUACAAGGAGAAAAUCCAGGCGCGCCUGGAUUUCCUGAGGAAGGAGCGGCAGGAGCUGCUGGAGUUCAAAGUGAACGACGAUAAAAAGACCCAGGAGCUGCUGAAAACCAUCGAGGCCGAGAGGCAGAAGCUGCUCUCGGACUUCGAGCGGCUGCGGCAGUUCCUGCACGACCAGGAGCACGUCCUGCUGGGGCAGCUGGAGAAGAUGGAGAAGAGCAUCUCCAAGAGGCAGAACGAGAACAUCACCGACCUCUCCAAGGAGAUCACGCUGCUCAACAAGCUCAUCACCGAGCUGGAGGAGAAAAUCCAGCAGCCCAUGCUCGAGUUCCUCAAGGACGUGACGAGUGUCAUAAGCAGGAGCGAUGAGGUGAAGUGCCACAAGCCCGUCCCCGUCUGCACCGACAUGAAGACGCACGUCUGCAACUUCUCCCUCAAAACCGCCGUCCUGGAAAAGGUCCUGAAGAAAUUCCGAGAACACCUGCAGGACGAGCUGGGAAGAGGUGAAAAAGAGGACCUGACCCUGGACCCCGACUCCGCCAACCACCUGCUGAUCCUCUCCGCCGACCUCAAGAGCGUCCGCAUGGGCUGCAGGAAGCAGGAGCUGCCCGACCACCCCAAGCGCUUCGACACCAACUCGCGGGUCCUGGCCAGCACCGGCUUCCAGUCGGGGCGCCACUACUGGGAGGUGGAGGUGGGGCCGUCGGACGGCUGGGCCUUCGGCGUGGCCAGGGAGUCGGUGCGCAGGAAGGGGCUGACGCAGUUCUCCCCCGACGAGGGCAUCUGGGCCGUGCAGCAGAACGGCGGCCGCUACUGGGCCGUCACCUCGCCGCAGCGCACGCCGCUGAGCCCGGGCCGCAAGCUGAGCCGCGUGCGCGUGUGCCUGGACUACGAGGGCGAGGAGGUUUCCUUCUACGACGCCGAGAGCAUGGAGCACAUCUUCACCUUCAACGUGGCCUUCCGGGAGAAGGUGUUCCCGCUCUUCUCGGUCUGCUCCACCGUCACCUACAUCAAGCUGUGUCCCUGAGGCGCCUCGGGGAGCGCCGGGGGAAGGGGCUGGCGCCCGGACGGGCUCGAAAGGCUCAAAUCGGGCUGGUUUGGGUGGGGUGGGCAGCCGGGUGGUCAGGAGAGCAUCGCAAGGAGGGUCCUCAGGGCAGGUGAAAGCAGAGAGGUGUUCCAGAAAUUGUCAGCUUAAGGGUGGGUUGUGGUCACCAGCUUGGAGGCUGUGGCCACCAACUCAAAGCCACACCUGGAAGGGGUGACAAGCUCAGCCAGUCGGUGACAAGGAACCCUCCAGGUGUCAUUUGUGGCUCUGGGUCUGACCCUGGGUGGAGGUUUAAGGAUCCUUGGACAGGCUCUUUCUUAGGGAUCCUCGUGGGAAGCUUUGGAGUGGCCCCUCCACCCCUUUGGAAGUUGCCGGUGGCUGGGGAGUGGAAUAUUUAUGGGAAUAAAUCUCACCUAUGGGAAAGGUGAGAUUGAGCAGGGAUCUUUGGACGUCCAUCCAAGGCAAAGCUCCUCUGGGUCUCCACAGAGAGGAAAUCCAGUCAGAAAUUUCCUGGCUCCUUCUCCCACCCUGGGGUAAUAACUGUCCCCAAAAGCUGUUUUUGGGAUGUCACGAGAGUUGUCCAAGCUUUCAGUCCAAGUGACCCAGGUGACCAGGUCUCAGGUGACCACUGUCCACCAGGUCUGACCUGCCCGCUGUGGAAGAGCCUGUGGGGUUUUGGCCGCUCUCCCUGUCAGGUUCUCCACCCACAGCUCCUCUGGAAGACUCUGGAAAAGGUUAAAAGGUGCUUUUUUUUUGGGAUAUUGUUGGUGAUGUUUGUCCUGCUGGACCUGAGCAAGACCCACGUUUGUCCCUCUGGUGCUCCCGUGGACGGGAUGUUCCCAAAAUGUCCCUUGUGGUUCUCACGCUUUGCGUGGGUUUAGGUGCUGAAUCUUGAACUCGCAUUUGCUUCUUCCACUCUGGUUUUGCCAAAAAAGAAAAAAAAAAAAAAAGAAAGAAAAAAAAAGAAGUGCUUUAAAAAAUAAUCAGUGUCUUAUUGCCUGAAGUGCUGGUCAGGGGGGAUUCUGGGGUUGGUCUUUUCCACAAAACACAUAAAACCCUUUAGGAAAUGACAGACUUGGGGGCAAGGUGGGGGGAGGAUUUAUUUGAUCCGUAACAAUUUUUCCUGGGUGGUUUGAGAUGAGAAAAGGCAGAAACAUCCCACAUUUUCAGCUGUUGUGUUGGUUCCUACCCUGAGAUUGAAAUUUAUAACUUUUAUUUAAUGAGCUAGCUGGUAAAUCCACAUUAUUUAAAGGCGUGGCAACUCUUACAGAGAUGAAGCCACAAGCAGGGGAAUAAAAUGUGUGAUUCUUGGGAGCUUCAUCCCCUGCUGAAGAAAUAUCAGAAAUAAAUGAAAAUCCCUGGAAUAAGGAAGAUAUUUACAGGGCCACAACUUUCCUGAUGUCAAAAUCGUGUUUGAUUUGGAACUGCCUGAGCUAUUCUUAGCCCUUGUGUGGGAAAUAAAAUAUAAAAGUGCUAC
Molecule: messenger RNA, 3840 nt
Organism: Prinia subflava (tawny-flanked prinia)
Lineage: Eukaryota; Metazoa; Chordata; Aves; Passeriformes; Cisticolidae
Gene: TRIM7
Product: tripartite motif containing 7
Exons: 8
Coding region: 702-2345 (547 amino acids)
Biological process (GO): protein ubiquitination
Cellular component (GO): cytoplasm
Molecular function (GO): protein binding; ubiquitin protein ligase activity; zinc ion binding
Source: RefSeq, a predicted model, not a curated record